Molecule: messenger RNA, 1424 nt
Organism: Diaporthe batatas
Lineage: Eukaryota; Fungi; Ascomycota; Sordariomycetes; Diaporthales; Diaporthaceae
Exons: 2
Coding region: 74-1084 (336 amino acids)
Source: RefSeq, a predicted model, not a curated record
CCUCUUCAAGGGACGCUUUGCGGCUUACUUAACCAUCGAACCCAACCCCUUCAACUCCGAAUACCGCAAGAAGAUGGAUGAAAAGAACCUCCAACGUGCCCGCGACGCGAUCAGGGUGCGAGUUUCGAGUUUACAAAUUCAGGUCGAUUACGAACGUCUUACGCCAUCUCUCCGAGAGGAAAUUGUCCAUGCCCUUGAAGUGCACGAGCAAGCCCUCGAACAACCGAGCCUCGACGUGCCUUUCCUCGAAGAGCUCGACAGGCUGCAGGACAAAAUCGACGAACACUGGUCAAGGGUCUACAAGAGCUGCAUUGAUCAUUCCCACCUUGUGGCUGAUAUAGGCCAAUACCAACUCUUCCUGACACAAUUACUCCUGGCGGAAUAUACAGGAGCGGUUUUGACCGACAGGCGAUCGAUUGGGUGGCUACAUCAAGCCGCAUCUCACAUUGAGAGGGUCGGCAAAGACAGGAGCAGCGAAUUUGCAGAGAUUUACUACGAAAACAUCGCACAACCAAUCAACGAACUAUUGCUCAACAAUGCUCAUGUACAGAUAAGGUUGCUAAUAUCUGCCGCCGAUGAUGAACAGAAGCGCCCUCUAGGUGGUUAUGUCCAGUAUCUCAUCGAAUGGUGCGAUUGGAACGACCUAGCAAAGUAUGUCUACAACGACCGUGAGCUUGCCAUUCGUCUCUUCAAAUACGAUCCAAUUAUCCCGGGCUUGUUUGAUGGUGGUACACGUGAAAAGGUCUUGGAAGGCAUCACAAGUGUGCAGGAAAAGUAUUUCACCAACAUUUCGAGCCUGGAUGAGUACACGUUAAGCAAGUAUGCCAUGGGCCUAAAGCCGCCGCUUGAAAAGACUCUAGAUUCUUCCCGUGUACCCCCCGCGGAGCCUGCAGUCGAACAUAAAAAACCCAUGAGGAAUGGUCUCUCUGCUCGGAACCACGGCAGACGCAUUAUCAGCGCCAUUACAGGCGGGAUUAAAUCCCUAGGCACGGGUUCGGGACAUCAAGAAGGGGCCGGUCAGCAGGCCUCUGUGAAUACCACAAAAGACGAGAGGGCACCGUUGUUGGAAGAGAAGAAGCUUUGAAACAGUUUCUACGGUUUUGGCGAAAGCACCGGUUUCUAAAGUUUUACCCGCCGUGCACCAAAUAUUCAAAGCAUCCUCAAAUAUUACACAAGCGAUGCCGAGGAGCCCUUGAGAUUCCUAGUGCACAUGUGACCGUGGUAAUUGAGCGCAUGUAGGCGGCUCGCUGUCACAGCAUCACUCAGGGGGGCAAGCCUAUUGCCCCAGACUCCGUGCGUGGAAUCAUUUGGUCGGCUUUCAAUAUAGCCACCAGAAGCGAUGUCGACGCCUGCGAUUUCCCCGCUGCCGUCUUUUCUCUCGCAUCUUCACGGGUUAACCUCACUUGACAUCACUACACCCGUUU